Aaosphaeria arxii CBS 175.79 is the source of this 2089-nucleotide messenger RNA. RefSeq lists its product as uncharacterized. Gene Ontology annotation, molecular function: transcription cis-regulatory region binding; DNA-binding transcription factor activity, RNA polymerase II-specific; zinc ion binding. The transcript has a single exon. Gene Ontology annotation, biological process: positive regulation of transcription by RNA polymerase II. The coding region runs from base 112 to 1806 and encodes 564 amino acids. Gene Ontology annotation, cellular component: nucleus. NCBI's taxonomy places the organism in Eukaryota, Fungi, Ascomycota, Dothideomycetes, Pleosporales. The record is from RefSeq and is a predicted model, not a curated record.
CUCUCGUUGUGAUAAGCAACCGUGACGCUUAAGUCGGACGUCUGGCUCCACUGUCGCCAAAACAUUGUCGCCAACUUCUCCACCACAGUUUGUCAAAAGAACCGACCCGAAAUGUCUCCUCAGGCUUCCCCUCAAUCUCAAUCUGGCUCAGAUGAUCAACAACUGCGCACCACAGGGCGCAUAUUCCGCCGGUCGCGACAAGGGUGUUGGACAUGUCGAAGUCCACAGGUCAAGAAGCGUUGCGAUGAGCAGCGUCCCGUAUGCGGAAGAUGCUCCCGUCUGAAGAUUGCUUGCGACUAUACCCAACGACCGUCGGUUGCAGAACGAAGAAGGGCGAAAGAGCUGGCAAACGACCCUGAUGCCCUUGUAUCCAGCCAACUCCUUCAGCGCGAGCGAACGACAUCCCCCACAGAGAACCAUUCGUUAACUCUCAUACGGAUCCCAGCUCCAGAUACGAGUGCUAGCUCCGUCACGCUACUAAGUCAGGAUCAUGAGGCCAUUCACUACUUCCGAACCGCCACAGCAAAAACGCAUCAUACCAAGACUCCUGAUUUCGGUCUUUUUUCCAUUAUGUUCGAUGUUGCACAAAGAGAUCCUAUGGUCAUGCACAUGGUCAUUGCUAUAGGCCAGAGGGAAAUGGAUUUGUGCCGAGUGAAUCCAGAUCAGAGUCCAAAGAGAGAUCCCAUCCGGCAUUACGCAUCUGCUCUGAGGUUGAUGGCAUCUGCCAUUGCGCCUGAGAACAACACACGAGACCUUGACGCCAUCCUGACAGUCAUCUGGUUGAUGCUUCUAUAUGAGCAACAAUUUGGAGAUGCCGGAUGCGAUGCUUAUGUUAAUCACCUUACCGGAGCCUCGUCCCUUUUACAACACCAUGUAAAAGCAUUGCUUCCGCCUGUCCCAAAGAACUUUAAGUCAAACGAUAAGGGGACUGUAUUCACGAAGAGCUCCUCGGCUAAUUCUAGCAUGACGCUGUCAAUCUAUUCAGCACGUAUAUUGAUAUGGCUCUUUUUGCUGGACGCCUCGGCUUCAUCUACAGGAAUUGGUGGUCAAAUCACGAGUACCCUGCUUGAAAACAAGUUUGGCUAUGGCGCUAUGCAAGAUAUUUCGGAGAUGGAAGCACUCUCCCGCUUUCAUCGGUUCUCCAAUCCCCUGUAUCGUUUACACUGGGGUGACGCUUACCCUCAGUCUGAGCUCUUAGACGAUGUUGAGAAUCGCAACAUCUACACAAUCCUGGGCCAAUGUUCACAACUACGUUUCAUGACCGCCCGUCUCGCAUCUCUCUACCAAACGGAUGCAGCCAGAGCGACUGGCGAGGCGCGUAAGCUAGAAUCUGCUAUCGAGGAGGUCGGCUAUCUUGCUACCGAAUCACUAGAGGUCGCGAGCUGCCUUUCUCCGCACACUGAUAACCGCCAUCGCUUAGUCGCCAAUAUCAGGGCGAUAGUGCCAAUGUACUAUGCAGCAGUGCUUGACUUCAUGCGCCUGACAAAGUUCGAUCAGCCUCUAGACGACCGCCAACAGCAUGCACUACGAGAGAUUAUGAACCUGGCUUUCCAAAGCUUCAAGCACGAUGGGGACAUUGCGAUGACCAGGGUCGCGUGGCCACUGUUCAUCGCCGCCCUGGAGACCAACGAUCUGCUCCACCGGGAAUGGAUACUCGCUCGCUUUGCAGCCAUUAGCAAGUAUGGAAGCAAUUAUCAAAGGGCUCAUUGGUUCCUCCUCAAAAUCAUCCCCAUGCAAGAACGGCUGGGGAAGCGCGUCAACCUACAGGAGCAACUUCGCAGCAUGGAACGCUUCGUUCUAGGAUAAUUGGUGCCGUUAAUCGGGCCGAUUACUCGUGAAUGGCAUUAGCUUUCACUAGCAGGAUCAACGUGCACAAGCGCUCCAGCGUCGGCUAUCUUCACACCACGUGAGGGCUAUCUAACGCUAGACAUGCCUCCAGAUAGUCGGCUCUCUCAGUCGGUAUCUUACCCCACACAUUGAUUGUGCAGACUGUAUGCACACCCUGAGAUAUGUUUGAUUGUCAUACCAUACUUCCGUAAGGAGGAGAUAACGAGCUUGGGUCAUGAUUUAUUUAAGAACAGACUUGAUC